AUGCAAGCUUGGCUUUCGGUAUGCGAGGGUUGGAAGGCCGGACACGGUGACUGGAUAAUCGAGCUUUCGCAAGAUCAACGCCAUGUGCCUGAACGACCAGCAUCUGAAUCCGGGGCGGACGGAAUUUUCAUCCCUUCUUUGGGUGUGCCAGAACGACCAACAUCCAAGUCCGUAUCUGAUUCGAGUGGCCGAGGGGUAUCCGGGCGAGGUGUACCGUCGAAGGCCAAAGAAUUAGCAUUUCGAGGGGAACCACUAUCGGAGAUUAUCCCGGGACCAGAUGACUUUAGUCCUAUCCUUAUAUUGGAUGCGCCUGAUCGACUAGCGUCCAAAGUUGGGACUUCCCGCUUAGCGCCAUCUCCAGAUGCGUCUGAACGACAAGCAUCUGAAUCCGGGGCGAACGGAAUCUUCAUCCCUCCUUUGGAUGUGCCAGAACGACCAACAUCCAAGUCCGUAUCUGAUUCGAGUGGCCGAGGGGUAUCCGGGCGAGGUGUACCGUCGAAGGCCAAAGAAUUAGCAUUUCGAGGGGAACCACUAUCGGAGAUUAUCCCGGGACCAGAUGACUUUAGUCCUAUCCUUAUAUUGGAUGCGCCUGAUCGACUAGCGUCCAAAGUUGGGACUUCCCGCUUAGCGCCAUCUCCAGAUGCGUCUGAACGACAAGCAUCUGAAUCCGGGGCGAACGGAAUCUUCAUCCCUCCUUUGGAUGUGCCAGAACGACCAACAUCCAAGUCCGGACAGAUCGAAUCUGCUUUAACCAACGAGUGUAAACUUCAAAGUGUCGUCAAGCGAGGGAUUCAUCAAGACCAUCUUGUGGAAAGAAUACGCAAACCUGCUGUACUUGAUCGGAUCUGCGUUGAAUUGGGGGAGCACGGUCUCCAAAUCGUAAAACGACAGGUGACGGCGAUGAUCGCCCUUUCCAAUGCGGUCGUCACGAGGAUCGUAGGGUCGCCCGCCUUCGUCGUCGUAACCAUUGAGAUUACUAUGAUGAAAGCGAGGGACUUCUACACGAUUCUCAAAUACGGAGUGUAUGCUUUCUUUCCGAGGAGGAUCAUGAUGAUUAUGAGUGAUACCACUAAUUCGAGUUUUUGGAGAUUCAAAACGGUCGUUGACGUCAGCUCCUGCCUGCUGAGAGACAUUCGCUGCAAUCUCUGA
Caenorhabditis remanei is the source of this 1149-nucleotide messenger RNA. RefSeq lists its product as uncharacterized. NCBI's taxonomy places the organism in Eukaryota, Metazoa, Nematoda, Chromadorea, Rhabditida, Rhabditidae. The record is from RefSeq and is a predicted model, not a curated record. The transcript has 3 exons. Bases 1 to 1149 code for a protein of 382 amino acids.